AUGAGCAUGUCCGCUGCCAACCUGACCGUGGUCGUACAGUAUCGAGACUCCUUCUCUAAAGCCGUGGCCAAGAAUGUGAUAGUGGUGGUGCUCGGCCUCUCCAUCAACUACAUCAAUGUGGGCCUGAUUCACACCUUCUGCAAACACCAGAUCUUCUACACGAAUCCUCGGUACAUCCUUUUCAUUCACCUGGUGGUCAACGACAUGAUCCAAAUGACGCUGUCCCUUUCCAUGUUCAUCAUCAGCUACACUAUUUACAGAAUAAAUGCGUCUGUUUGCUGCACCUUCAUCCUGAUCGCUCUGUUCAUGACUGAAAACACGCCUCUGAACCUGGCCUGCAUGGCGAUGGAGUGCUACAUCGCCAUCUGCUUCCCUCUGCGCCACGUACAGAUCUGCACCGUCAAGAGAACGCUGAUGCUGAUUGGUUUGAUCUGGACGACUACCAUGUUGUCUGUGCUCCCCGAUCUGUUCAUCACUUUGGCCACAGUGCCACUGGACUUCUUUCACUCUCGUAUUUUCUGCCUCAGAAAAACUGCCUUCCCAAAUCCCAUCAUCUUGGAGAAGAGAAAUACUACCUAUAUUUUGUAUCUGGUUAUAGUUUGGUUUGUUAUCUUUUACACUUUUUUCAAAAUCCUAUCCACUGCUAAAACAGCUAGCAGUAAUACUAAAAAGGCCAGAAACACAAUCAUUCUGCAUGGGUUUCAGCUGCUGCUUUGUGUAACCAGCUAUGUAACUCCCCAGCUUCAAGAUUCUCUGAUGCAAUGGUUCCCUGAGCAUAGUACAGACAGCCUUUUUGCUGUCUAUCUUGUUGUUCAGAUCCUGCCAAGAGCAAUCAGUCCAAUCAUCUAUGGCAUACGAGACAAGUCCUUUAAGAAGUACCUGAAAAUGUAUCUGCUGUGUAGUACGAGCCCACAGUGA
This is a messenger RNA of Eleginops maclovinus (Patagonian blennie), 918 nucleotides long. RefSeq names its product odorant receptor 131-2-like. Gene Ontology annotation, cellular component: membrane. The coding region runs from base 1 to 918 and encodes 305 amino acids. NCBI's taxonomy places the organism in Eukaryota, Metazoa, Chordata, Actinopteri, Perciformes, Eleginopidae. The transcript is spliced from 2 exons. Gene Ontology annotation, molecular function: G protein-coupled receptor activity; olfactory receptor activity; odorant binding. The record is from RefSeq and is a predicted model, not a curated record. Gene Ontology annotation, biological process: G protein-coupled receptor signaling pathway; detection of chemical stimulus involved in sensory perception of smell.